Messenger RNA from Poecilia reticulata (guppy), 1090 nucleotides. RefSeq names its product claudin-3. Gene Ontology annotation, molecular function: structural molecule activity. The record is from RefSeq and is a predicted model, not a curated record. Gene Ontology annotation, cellular component: membrane; bicellular tight junction. NCBI's taxonomy places the organism in Eukaryota, Metazoa, Chordata, Actinopteri, Cyprinodontiformes, Poeciliidae.
CUUCUUCCUGGCUGAAACUCGUCCAGCGGCAGAGAUCCGACAUCGCCUUCGCCUGCAGACACAGAAGGCCUUGUGUCCCACCAUGUACUCUGCGGGCCUGGAGAUCCUGGGGAUGAUCCUGGCGGUGGCGGGCUGGCUGGGGGUGAUGGUGGCGUGCGGCCUGCCCAUGUGGCGCGUGGCGGCCUUCAUCGGCCAGAACAUCGUCAUCUCCCAGGUGAUCUGGGAGGGCCUGUGGAUGAACUGCUCGGUGCAGAGCACGGGCCAGAUGCACUGCCGCGUCCACGAGUCCAUGCUGGGGCUUCCCACCGACCUGCAGGCCGCCCGGGCCUUGGUCAUCGUCUCCAUGGUGAUGAGCAUCGUGGGAAUCGGCUUGGCGGUGGCCGGCGCCAAGUGCACCAACUGCAGCCGGGACGUGAGCAGCAAGCCGCGGCUGGUGGUGGCGUCCGGCGUGACGUUCGUGGCGGCCGGGCUGCUGAUGCUGGUGGCCGUGUCGUGGACGGCCCACGCCAUCGUGCUGGGCUUCUACGACCCCAUGCUGGAGGAGACCGGGAAGCGGGAGUUCGGGAACGCUCUGUACUUUGGCUGGGCCGCGUCCUGCCUGCUCAUCCUGGGGGGCGCUCUGCUCUGCUGCUCCUGUCCGUCUAAAGCUGCAGCAACUGCAGCUGCAGCAGCUGCAGCGCCGAGUGGCGGCGGCGGCGUCUCCGCAGCAACCAGGGUGGAUUACUCAGCCGUCAAAAGCACUACGGUCAACGGAUACACCAGGAAGGACUAUGUCUGAGCGACUGACAUGACUGAAAAUGUUUGUGGAUAGAAAAACAAAGACAGAGAACCUUACCAAGUAUUAUCCUCCAGUUUCUGAUGCAAAACUAAACAAAAAUUACUUAUAAGGAACUUUUCAACAAAGUAGGAGCUAAAGCUUUGAAGAUGAUUUGAACUAUUUUAUAACUAAAUUUAUUCGUGAAAUCUAAUUUUGAUUCAGACCAACGUUUAUUGAAAAGUUUCCUAAAAUAUCAAGAUUCUUAAUUAAAAUGUUCAAAACAAGAAAGAAUUUUACAGUUUUACAGUUUUUUUGCAACCACUGCAAAAAAAA